UGCGGUGAUCAGAUUUAACGUUGGACAUGUGAAAUGUAACGCAGCAUGUCCGCGUAGCCAGAGUUUCCAUGUACGAGCGGGCGCUGCAUUUGGCAUAUUCUGAUGCUUAUACGAGGAAAGAAAGUUUAAGAAAGGAAAGCAGCUUCGUAGUUUCCAAACGUUCCACCCCAACCCAACCCAACCUUCGAGAAGAAGGAGAAGAAGGAGAAGAAGAAGAAGAAGAGAGAGAGAGAGGGAGAGAGAGAUUAACCUCUUCAGAUAAAAAGGGUGAAUCCGGGACAGCAAGAGAACAGCGAAUAGCAUCUCAUCAUCACCCCAUAGGGAGGGCGGAAAAAGGUGAUUUCUGGGUUCGAAUCUGUCUUUGCAUUCCUUCGAUUCGUUUGCAAAAGCAGCAGCUUUGGUGAUCCUAUUGAUUGGUUGGCUUUACAGAGUUGCUGCUGCUGUUUUGAGUGUGUCCACUUUAGCCUCGUUGCUGUGACGAGCCAUUGUGCUGUUGCCCGGAUUGUCAAGCCUGCGUCACUGUUGCCAGAUCGUCCUGAGAAUUGCCUUCCACAACGCUUUCAUUGACUCACUCUAGCCCAGCUGUGGUCCAUCAUUAAAAUUCAGAGCGUGUGGCUUUGUCCUAUCAAAGGGAUUCUUGACAAGAUCAGAUUUGUUAUGUCUAAUUCUGGACCACCAAGUACCAGAAAUUUGGCAUACUCUGGAAAGCAUGUUUUCCUGCCUCCAAAAAGCCCAUUUCCCGGCCUUUCUCCUUCAUAUGUUGAUUAUAUUCCUAACCAUCCAAUUGGAUCUAAAUCAGUGCAAAGGCCCGGAGAGGGGUAUAGUCACCACCAACGAACGUCAUCUGAGAGUUUUCUCAUGGAGGAUCAACCCUCAUGGCUUGAUGAUUUACUUGAUGAGCCUGAAACUCCUGUACGUAGGGGAGGCCAUAGACGCUCAUCAAGCGACUCUUUUGCAUACAUAGAUGUAGCUAACUUUUCUGACCUAGACUAUGCAGCUCAUGAUGAGCACAAGCACAGAAACAUGUUUUCAGUACCCUAUUGGGGAUCACAAGAAAUGAAUCGUCAAAGAGGUGGUCAGCAUACAUAUUUUGGUGCUGAGCAAAACCACGCGAAGCAGAAGAAUAGGGUGUGGGAGUCAUCUCGCAAUGUUGCAACUCCCCCUGGUGGCCCACCUUCGGCUGGAGAUGAUGUUGCUACUCAAAAUUCUGCACCAAUAUGUGUAUCCCAAGAAGUGGAGAAGGAUCCCUCCAUAGUAAAUGGAAUGCAAGACCAAGUUGAAUCUGUAAUUGAUUUAAAGGCUUCCUCUGAAAGGAAAGAUGCUUCUCGUGCAAAGCCAUCUUCAACUGAGACAGAUACUAAACGUGCAAAGCAGCAAUUCGCACAGCGUUCACGGGUCCGGAAACUUCAGUACAUAUCUGAGUUGGAAAGAAAUGUGCAAGCUUUGCAGGUAGAAGGUUCUGAGGUUUCCGCGGAGAUUGAAUUUCUCAACCAGCAACACCUUAUCUUGAACAUGGAGAAUAAUGCCCUAAAAAAACGGUUGGAAAGUUUAGCUCAAGAGCAGUUGAUUAAAUACUUUGAGCAUGAAGUUUUAGAGCGGGAAAUAGGAAGAUUGAGGGCUAUGUACCAGCAACAGAAGAAUCAACAGCAGCAGCAACAACCAUCUUCUGGCAAUCAACGCAGCAGCAGCAGCAGCAAAGGCCUUGAUGCCCAGUUUGCUAACCUCUCGUUGAAACACAAGGAUGCUACUUCCAGGCGUGACACUACGAGUGGCCCUCUUCGUACUUAGUUGCAUGGCCUUGAUGGCCAGUUUGCAAACCUCUCGUUGAAACACAAGGAUGCUACUUCCAGGCAUGACACUACGAGUGGCCCUCUUCGUACUUAGUUGCAUGGCCUUGAUGGCCAGUUUGCAAACCUCUCGUUGAAACACAAGGAUGCUACUUCCAGGCAUGACACUAAGAGUGGCCCUCUUCGUACUUAGUUGCAUGCUGCAACACCUAUGGGCGAUGGUGCCAUCUUUUGUUGGAGCCUCUGUCCCUUGUCUUUGCUCGUUUGCCUGUUUCAUUUCUUCUCUGUCUUGCUCUUCCUUCGUCAUAAUUGAUAUCUGGUGCGCCUGGUUAUCACUGCCGAUAGUCACGUUACCGGCAUGUGAUUUACCUGAGGUGGGUCUCGCCCUUCUUGUGCGUUGCUGCUCACUUCUUAGAAUCUAUUUCCCAAAUGGUUUUUAGCCACAGAGUAGUCCGACCACCCAAUACUUGAGGCAUUGGUAAAGUCUUUCAUGUUUUUUCUAGCCUCUCCAGUGCUGGGCUGGGCAUUAGUUUGGAAUGCUUUGCGAGAAGAAGAUUGCCAUUUGAAUGUAUUAGUUGUUGUUAUUGCCCAAACCGGUUCGGCUCUAUUGUACAAAAUCUGAUGGUGCUUGAUGAGCUUGUCUUUGAUGAUUUCUUAGUGAUUGUUGAGAGAAACCAUUGGAACUUUA
Molecule: messenger RNA, 2475 nt
Organism: Syzygium oleosum
Lineage: Eukaryota; Viridiplantae; Streptophyta; Magnoliopsida; Myrtales; Myrtaceae
Exons: 7
Coding region: 658-1788 (376 amino acids)
Biological process (GO): regulation of DNA-templated transcription
Molecular function (GO): DNA-binding transcription factor activity
Source: RefSeq, a predicted model, not a curated record